AGGGGAAUUGGAAAAUUCACCAUUCUUAUGGCGUUGUGGUGCAGAAGAGAGAAAUUCAGCCAUGAAAAGAGCCUCUGUCUGUGUUUGUGAUUUGUGAAGAAAAGAGAAGAGAAGAGAGUUUUGUAUGAAAAGAGAGUAUGGACAAGAUGGACUUGUAUCAACGAGUUGUGACGUGUACAGCUUUGGUAUUGUGAUGAUGGAAGCAUUCACAAGGAGGAGGCCUAAUGAUGAAAUGUUUACAGGGGAUUUGAUCCUAAAACAUUGGGUAAACGACUCACUUCCUACCCGAGUUGCACAAAUUGUUGAUGCAGAUUUGAUAAGCCAAAAAGAAGAACCUCUACAUGCAAAGAUGCAAUGCUUUAUUUCUGUCAUGGAACUGGCUUUAAGCUGCACUUCAGUGUCACGAGAUGCUAGAGUCAACGUGAAAGAAGCUCUUUUGGGACUCAAGAAGGACUCGAGAAAUGUUAUGAUGAACGAAGCAUGCAGUAUACAGAUUGUAAAAUGGUAAUCUAUUAGCAGAACAUUUCACAGCCUUGAAUAUCUAAAAGCAUAUCCAGCAACAGAAACUUACUUUAAGGUACACCAAAUUAUUCUUUCCUGCUAAUUAAUGCAUAGGCCAGAAUGACAAUAACAAUAACGCGAUUAUUUUCUGAAGCAUACAUUAUGGGAAACAAAAGAAA
Solanum lycopersicum (tomato) is the source of this 680-nucleotide messenger RNA. NCBI's taxonomy places the organism in Eukaryota, Viridiplantae, Streptophyta, Magnoliopsida, Solanales, Solanaceae. The record is from RefSeq and is a predicted model, not a curated record.